Messenger RNA from Coniosporium apollinis CBS 100218, 1461 nucleotides. RefSeq lists its product as uncharacterized. Gene Ontology annotation, biological process: double-strand break repair via homologous recombination. Gene Ontology annotation, molecular function: nucleic acid binding; 3'-5' DNA helicase activity; four-way junction helicase activity. The record is from RefSeq and is a predicted model, not a curated record. Gene Ontology annotation, cellular component: chromosome; RecQ family helicase-topoisomerase III complex; cytoplasm. The transcript has 4 exons. The coding region runs from base 1 to 1461 and encodes 486 amino acids. NCBI's taxonomy places the organism in Eukaryota, Fungi, Ascomycota, Dothideomycetes.
AUGCCUGGCAAAAAGACGGCGCAGGCUGUUGAUAUCGAUUUCACCCUUCGCAAAGUCUUUGGCAAGUUCAGCUUCCGGCCCCUGCAAAGGGAAGUCAUCACCACUGCAUUACAAGGGGAAGAUGUCUUCCUGCAAGCUGCGACUUCGUUUGGGAAGAGUCUUUGUUUCCAACUACCAGCUGUUGUAGACUAUGGCAUUACCAUAGUCGUCUCCCCACUUCUCGCGCUUAUGAACAACCAAGUCGCCGCCCUCCGCCGUGCCAAUAUCGAGGUCGCCACAAUCAACAGUACUACGCCCGCCUCAGCAAAGGCCGAGAUUCUUGCUGAUCUGCAAUGCGGUCAUCCGCUGACUCGCCUUCUCUAUGUGACUCCCGAGUAUUGCAUGCUCGACUCCUUCCGCCGCAUCCUCCGUAUCAUUCACUCCCAGCGGGAGCUAUCGCGCAUCGCCAUCGACGAAGCUCACUGUAUCAGCGAAUGGGGCCAUGACUUUCGUCCUUCCUUUCAAGGCCUGAGCUACUUCAAACGGGAGUUCCCAGAUGUGCCAGUGAUAUGCCUCACCGCGACGGCAACAGCCAGAGUCAGAGAGGACAUCAUCAGGACGCUGGGUCUUGACGCACGAAAACUAAAGCUCUUCGCAAUGACUACCAGUCGGCCGAACCUACACUACGAAGUCCGCUUCAAGAGCGACGAAGAAGACCAUUACGAUGACUUCCUCAAAUGGCUAAAAGCCGCCCACAAGCGACGCGCCUCCCAACCGGCGCGGGCCUCCCAGCUCUCUCAGCUCAACGAACGCACCGACGCCGUCUCCGGCAUAAUCUACGUCCUCUACCGGCGCGACUGCGAGGCUCUCGCCUCUCAACUCUGCCACGACGGCAUCGGCGCAAAACCCUACCACGCCGGCCUCCCCAACGACAAGAAGGACGACCACCUCGCGGGGUGGGUAUCCAACAAAGUGGGCUACGAUGUGAUCGUCGCGACCACCGCCUUCGGCAUGGGCAUCGACAAGGAGAACGUCCGCUUCGUCGUGCACUGGCAGCUGCCCAAGAGCUUCGAGGGCUUCUACCAAGAAGCCGGACGGGCGGGCCGCGACGGCAGGGCGAGCGUCUGCAUCAUGUACUACGGGCGCGAAGACCGCGACCGCGCGGCGAGCAUGAUGGCGCGGGAUGCGGCGCGGCAGGAGAACAACAAGAAGGGGGCAGCGGGGGGCGCGCCGCAGGUGGCGCGGGCGAAGAGCUUGCAGGCGCUCGUGCAGUACUGUGAGGAUGUGACGCACUGUCGGCACCAGCUUAUUGCGCAGUAUUUUGGGGAAUUGGGGCCGCCGUGGCCGAGGUGUGAGUGGGCGUGCGAUUAUGACAAGAAUCCGAAGGCGUUGGCGAAGGCGAAGGAGGAGGGGCUCGCGAGUGAGGAGUGGUGCUCGACGCAGAGGGAGAGGGGCGCUUAUGUUGCGGACGAUUAUGAUUAA